Vitis vinifera (wine grape) is the source of this 921-nucleotide messenger RNA. RefSeq lists its product as hypothetical. The coding region runs from base 64 to 921 and encodes 285 amino acids. The record is from RefSeq and is a predicted model, not a curated record. NCBI's taxonomy places the organism in Eukaryota, Viridiplantae, Streptophyta, Magnoliopsida, Vitales, Vitaceae. The transcript has 3 exons.
ACCUAGUAUACCAGCCAGCAUAGGACCUUGGAGACCUGGGUCUAAUCCGAUUGCAAGUAAGAAAUGGAAGUUAGAGGUGAUUCCCCUAGUGAAGUCAAUAAGAGGGCCUCUUCUACAGCAGAUUCUUCAGAGGAAUCAAAUCUUAGUAAAAGUAAUGUUCUUAGUAAUUCCCUUGUCAUAUCUGAGCAAGCUGCUCCACUGACGCCGCCGUGGCCUGUAUCAUCACUAGAAGCUUAUACUCAAAGUGGUGUUGAUGGGAGCAUGCAAAAUGGAUCAACAACCCAAUCCCCUCCAAUUCAAACAAUGGGGCGAUCUGGAGGCUAUGACCCGAACCGGAUUCCAUCGUCUGUUUUUGCUAGUAAACCGACAACACCUUUGGAAUGGAGUGUUGCUUCAAGUGAAUCAUUGUUUAGCAUUCACGUGGGAAAUGCCAGUUUCUCAACAGAAUUUGCCCAGUUGGGUAAGUCGGGAGAAUUGACCAAGUCUCAGGAGUUGAUCUUUCCAUCUGGCCUGCCUCCUGUUACUGAAGCUGCAGAUAUGGACAGAAGCAGCCAAGAUAUGGAGAAGGGCUCAGGAGUAAGAGAAACAUCAUCUCAAACCACAAAAGAAGUUUUUAGGGAAAAUGCAGAAGAUCAUGGCAAGGAAAAGAUGCCUCCUGCUGAAGGUUUCCGGAAUUCUGCUAGCUCUCAUCAUUCUGAUGGAAGUAUUAAUAGCACCCUCUCUUUUGCAUUCCCAGUAUUGGACGGUAAUGGCGGAAGAAGCAUCUCAGUAAAGGUGGACACAGAGAAGCACCAGCAGCAGGAGCAGCCACAGCCCCAGCCCCAGCCACAGCCACAAUCAUUGCCACAUGCCCCUGAAGCAACCCAAAAUGCUGCUGCAACCAAAUGUCUCUUCACAUCUGUUCCAGUGUUGAAGGCAUAG